UUCUGCGGGAACGGGGAGGUUGCAGAACGCCAUCUUUAAACCCCACAAGAGGCCAGCUACAGUUGUACACCGGGAUGAAAAACACUAUCCCUACAGCGGGAUAUAAGUUCACAUCGUGGAGAUGAUGUGAUAGUUUCCCAGUUGAGUCAACUAUAAAGAACUGUUCGAUGGGACUGUAAAGAGAUGGUCACUGGACACCGCAAGAGCCUUUAACUGUUGUUAUCAUAGGCAGACAACAACAAUAGACGGAAAGACAACAACAACGGACUAGCUCGCUAGCUCUCUCGCUAGCAUCUUGCCAAGCGCUGCGCUGUUUUCAAUUGCUAACUGAAAGCUAGCUAACGUUAGCUACUUCAGCAAAUCUGUCCGGUUGCGCUGACAUUUGACCGGACGCUGUUUAUAGCUGGUAACGUGACUGGAUAUCCAGCUACAUCUACCGGAACAGUCCUCAAUUUCUUUGUCACAUUUGAAACCAAUUUUGUUCAGACAUUUGCGUUGUGGCUUUAGCUAGCUAAAAGCUAAGUCCCGACUUCUCCCCCUCCCCAGCGGCCCAGCCGGAGAUGCGUGGAAGAUGUCGGUGUCGGGGCUGAAGGCCGAACUGAAGUUUUUGGAGUCCAUUUUUGAUCCAAACCACGAACGCUUUAGGAUCAUUGACUGGAAGCCUGACGAGUUGAGCUGUCAGUUUAAUGUAACAGGGGAAAAACUGUUAAUUAUCCACUGUAAUAUAACGGAAUCUUAUCCAUCUACACCGCCAAUAUGGUUUGUGGACUCUGAUGACCCGAGCUUGGCGCAAGUUUUGGAGAGGUUGGAAGAUGUGAGAAAAGGCAGCACCCUGCUUUUGCAGCAGUUGAAGAAACUCAUAUGUGAUCUUUGUCGGCUGUACAACCUUCCCCAACAUCCAGAUGUGGAGAUGCUGGACCAGCCCCUGCCUGCUGGCCCCGUGGGACCAGACCGAAAGCAUGGGACAGAGGAGGUCACAUCUGAAGAAGAGGAGGAGGAAGAGAUGGGAGAGGACAUAGAGGAUCUGGACCACUAUGAAAUGAAAGAGGAGGAGCCUGUGGAUGGGAAGAAAUCCGAGGAUGAUGGCAUCGAGAAGGAGAAUCUGGCCAUCCUGGAGAAAAUCCGAAAGAACCAGAGGCAGGACCACUUGAAUGGAGCGGUGUCUGGUUCAGUGCAAGCGUCUGACCGCCUGAUGAAGGAGCUCCGAGAGAUCUACAGGUCUCAGAGUUACAAGACAGGCAUCUAUUCAGUGGAGCUGGUUAACGACAGCCUGUAUGAAUGGCACGUCAAACUAAGGACGGUGGAUCCAGAUAGUCCCUUACACAGUGAUUUACAAGUCCUGAAGGAAAAGGAAGGGAUGGAUUACAUUUUACUAAACUUCUCAUAUAAAGAUAAUUUCCCCUUUGAUCCACCGUUUGUCCGGGUGGUUUCACCUGUGCUUUCCGGAGGUUAUGUUCUUGGAGGAGGUGCCCUGUGCAUGGAACUUCUCACCAAACAGGGUUGGAGCAGUGCCUAUUCCAUUGAGUCUGUCAUCAUGCAGAUCAAUGCUACUUUAGUCAAAGGAAAAGCCAGAGUGCAGUUUGGAGCCAAUAAAAACCAGUACAAUCUUGCCAGAGCACAGCAGUCCUACAAAUCCCUGGUUCAGAUCCAUGAAAAGAACGGCUGGUACACACCCCCUAAGGAGGACGGCUAAAACAGACUCCUGCCUUUCCUGCACUGGGACCACAUUGUUUAUGUUUUCCUUGCGACCAAUAUUUUCUUUUUAUCCUGCAAACCCUUUUUGUUCUCUACAUGAGAGUUUAAACUCCAAACCAAAUUUAAACACACAGCCCCACCUGAAAUGUACAUCCAUCAGCUACUCGCAAGGGUUUCCUCUCCUUAAUAUUUAUCUCUCUGUACAUCUGUGGUCUGAUACAAUCUUAUUUUUCCAUUGCGACAUUCAUCCCAUACUCCAGGAAAACGUUGGACUAAAUAUCGCGCAAACUCGGCCUUUGGGUUUGGCGUUAAGCAUGCCAAGGUUACUUGUGGCUGUGAGUUGUAAAGGUGCAGCAUGGCUUUAUCCGCCAGCAGCGGCAGUGUGAGGCUCCAGACGCUGGACACUGCCUCUCUGGUCACAGACUGGAUCCUUGAUAUGAUUCAGUGGUGGCUUAGAAGGACAUUUAAAUGCUGGUGGUGGAAGAACCACAACCUUUUCUCUCCAUGGACGGCCUCUGUAAUAUUGUGCUCAUGUAUUAUCUUUGCAAUGCCAAGAUCCCUCCUCUGGAAUAACCUGCUUCUGAGGCUAGCUUGCUUUCAAACCUCUUAUCUUUUUAAAGCUUGUAGCCCUGAGGUGAGGAGGAAGAUGAAGAGACUUUUGCAGGCUGGGUGGCACAGCCCAUAAUGAAGAACAGCAUUCUGCUGAGCUCCAAAGUUGGAGACCACCGUCAUCAUCACAACCAGCAACUGGACAAACUCCCUGCAGGAGAGGUUUGGUGUGUCGUAGGUUGGCAACCCAAGAAACAUGACCAGGCAAAGCAGGGGCGUGUUUGGUUUGGAUCACACUGUAAUGUAGUUGAUUUUAACUCCACGUGUAAACAUGUAAAUUUGUAUUUCUGCAAAAGGAUUUAAUUGUUUAUAAUGUAACCUUGUCUGGGUCUUUGACUGGGCAAAGACUGUAUUACUAUAUACCCUUGACUAUUAACAGCAGGGGCACUGCAACUUCUCAAGACCCAUUUAGAAUAAGAUAAAGUUGCUUCAAGGAAACAAAAGUACACCGUGAUCUUAUGUAAGCUUAAUGACUACUGCGGUUUUGUUCUUUUUUCUUUUCUUCUUUUUUGAAUUAUUGAUUUGUAAUCCUCAUGUUAUUGGCAACAUCAACAGUACCAUUCCCCUUCUUUGACACACCUCCCAACUACAAUGGCCGUAACAAUAAUGGCAUAGACGCGCGCAGCUAUUUCUGGCUUUCCAGAGGUUUGGCUAUUCAUAUCUAAUCACUCAAACCGGAUGAACCUCAGUAAGGCUAUGCAGUGAAGACACGAGUCUUGUGGAGUUUUGUUGUACUGAAGAAGAUUAGUCUUAACAGUGUAGUCACCUGCUUAGUUCUUGUAGCUGGUUCACAUCCUGAGCACUUUGCCAAUCCUGCAGUCGUAACAGUCUUGGGGGGAAAAAAGUGACCUUUUUACCUUCUGACUUUUCCUUGACCUCAUGGCUGGUUUUAAAAAUGCAGCCGGAGUUUUCAGAUUCACAGCAAUAGUCUCGACCGUAUACCUUCUGGCUUCACACCUGGGAAGAUUGACUGGAGUAUGUUCCAUUUCCAGAAUAUUUGUGUAGGUUUGAUAAAUAUUUGUUUAGAUUUGCCACAGGAGAAACCCAGCUCUUCCCAUUACCACCUCUCUGGUUACUAUUCAUAACCACUCUCAGCACCGCUGUACCCCUCAGCGUGCUGGGGCUUUGAUGUAAUGUGAAUAAUAUGCAGAAAACUGUGUGGAGCAUUCCAAUUAAUGCAGUUACACGUUUGUUGUGGGUGUUCUAUUGUGUGGUUACUUGCAUUGUUUUAAGUAUAUUGUCCUGAAAACCAGCAUAGAAAGCUUAGUUAUGCUAAUUCAUACAGUCAUUCCUCAGUUUUAAGUUGAUUUAGAAUUUUUCUCAGUGAUACUAACCUCAAUCACGACACCAAUACUUUCAAAACAGGUUAGAGAUGGGUACAAAACAUCGUAUUCAGCACUUGUCUGACAUUUGUUUAGACUUGCAGGAUAUGUAUAACGAGUGUCACUUCUUCUCGUUUCACCACAAGCAAAAAAAAAAAAAAAAAAAAAAGAGAAUUAGCCCAACAUGACUACGGAUCAUUGGCAUGGUUGUUAGCUGUUGUGAUGCCAUUGGUAAUGUACUAAUCACUUCAUUCUGGUGACUUUGUUGAGCCCACCUCUGCAUUCUCUGGAGAAGCAAACUCAGGAAUACAUACUGCACACGCGACUUUGCUAAGGAUUGCUUCAGAAUAUCGUCACGAAAUGCAAGAUUGAACGUGUCAAUCUUUUUCGGGCCAUUUUUAGAACGACAUCUGUUUUUACCAAUCGGCAUCGCAGUGUGUUUCGCUGUUGAAUUGCACACACACAUACACACACACACACACACACACACACACACACACUCAGAUUCUUUGAUUUACUGUUGAGGUUAAAUAAAUAUUAAGCAAGUUUUUUGGAAUGAUCAGAUAUUUGGAGCGGGGACUUCGCUCCCACCCUCAGAUUAACCUGCGAUUGACGAGGGGUUCUCAACACAUCUGCCCGGUCUCUUUGAUAUUGCUGUAUUUUGCAUGUCAAUAUAUCAAUGGGUGUUUUUUCCCCAAGCUACUGAAGGCAACGAGUGGUUGGGUCGGGUGGUAAUAAGACUAGAUGUAUCCGUUUUUUUUCAUUAAUUGUUUACUUAACUUGUGGUUUCCUACAUCAGCGCACGGGAUCAUUUAUCCCCGUGUGCCGCUUAUUGAACCAGGUCAGAUACUAUGAGAGGCACGUGGGCGUUAGAGACAUCCUACCUGCUUCGAUUAGACGCCAGGAUUCCCAACAAAAGUAGCAGUUCAGAUUUGUGUGCCAUCAGAACAAUUGUUAGCCCAAAUCUUUAACCUAAACUUUGGAAUAAUGGUGUACUCCCAAGUCUGUUGUGAACCGAGUAACAGCUUCUCUCGCACCAACGCCUGUUGUCUAACAAAAACCUUCUCUGCUUUGGCGAGCGACAUAUUGGUCCGAGGUCUGAAUUAGCCUGAUUCUGGGUUCUUUACCUUGCUUCAUUAACUGCAGUGGCCGGGUUAUAAAGUUAUGCACUGUUAGCAUGCUUUGGUUUGGUUCCAUUUUUUUUCCAUUGCAAGGGUGAUUUUGACCAUGUAAAAUAAUUUGUAAACUUGCAUCAAGUUUAUAAAUAAAGAAUUUUAUGAAA
Cottoperca gobio is the source of this 4908-nucleotide messenger RNA. RefSeq names its product ubiquitin-conjugating enzyme E2 Q2-like. The record is from RefSeq and is a predicted model, not a curated record. The transcript is spliced from 13 exons. Lineage: Eukaryota; Metazoa; Chordata; Actinopteri; Perciformes; Bovichtidae. Bases 572 to 1693 code for a protein of 373 amino acids.